UCACAGAGUUUUGUGUCUGUUCUGAGGCAGUGGAAGUCUGACAUGUCCAGCUGCCACGAGGUAGAAAUGGCUCAGGGAGGGUUCCAUUUCGACCGAGAAAGAUUCUGCUGUUUGAUCUGUUUGGAUCUACUGAAGGAUCCCAUGACUAUUCCCUGUGGACACAAUUACUGCAUGAGCUGUAUCAGAGGUUUCUGGAACGAGGAGGAUCAGAGGAGAAUCUACAGCUGCCCUCAGUGUGGGCAGACUUUCAGACCAAGGCCCGUCUUGGUCAGAAACAACAUGUUAGCAGAUUUAGUGGAAGAACUGGAAAACACUGGCCCCCAUGCGAACAUCUGCUCCCAUCAUGACGAGGUGGUGAAAAUGUUCUGUCGUACUGAUCAGAAGUGCAUCUGCCACCUGUGCUCUGUUAAUGAACAUAAAGGCCACGACACAGUCUCAGCUGCAGCAGAAAGAACUGAGAGGCAGAAAGAGCAUCAGGUGAGUCGACUGAAAAUUCAAGAGAGAAUCCAACACAAAGAAAGAGAUGUUAAAGUGCUUCAGCUGGAAAUGGAGAAGACUGUGCAAUCUGCAAAGAAAGUAGUCACCGAAUGUGAGACGAUGUUCACUUUGUUGAAUGUCAUCAAGAAGCAGAUCAGAUCUCUACAGGAAACUGAAGUGAUUCGGGUCAAAGCAAUUCAGGAGAAGUUAGAGGAGGAGAUUUCUGAACUGAGGAGGAAAAACGCUGAGCUGGAGAAACUUUCAAUGCAUCAGGAUGAUAUUCAGUUUCUCCAAAAUUGCCCCAUGUCAUCAAAAAUCUGUGAAUCUCCAGAGGUUCCCAGCAUGAAAAUCCGUCCUCUGCGGAUCUUUGAGGAUGUGACAUCAGCUGUUUCACAGGCUAGAGAUAAAAUAGUGGAUCUUCUGAGUGAGAGCAUCACCACAGCAGAGAGUAAAAUAGAUGUUUCGCCCUCUUGUACGGAGCCGAUGAGCAGAGCUGAUCUCAUUCUAUACUCAUGUGAAAUCACACUGGACCCAAACACGGUGAAUACACAGCUUUCAUUGUCUGAGAUGAACAGAAAGGCAACGUUGAUGAGAGAUCAGCAGGAUUAUCCAAGUCACCCGGAUAGAUUCAUUCGGUGGCGUCAGGUCCUGAGUAGAAACAGUCUUUGUGGUCAAUGUUACUGGGAGGUGGAGUGGAGGAGGAAACGAGUCACAGUCGCUGUUGCAUACAAGGACAUUAAAAGAGCAGGCUCCAUGACUGAUGUUGCUUUUGGAUUUAACAAUAAGUCUUGGGCUUUAGAGUGCAACUCCAGCAGUACUUACAAGUUUAUACACAAUGGCGUCAAAAAGCAUAUCUCAGGCCCCUGGUCCUCAAGGAUUGGGGUCUUCCUGGAUCACAGAGCGGGUGUUCUGUCCUUCUACAGUGUCUCUGAAACCAUGACUCUGCUCCACAGAGUCCAGACCACAUUCACUCAGCCUCUGUAUGCUGGACUUUGGUUUAGUGGUUAUAAUGGAGCCACCGCUGAGUUCUGUGAGCUCAAGUAGACAAGAAGCAAUUAAAUGGACACUGUAGGACAGGGGUGUCUAAGACUAUGUUCAGACAGCAGGUUUUAAUGCACAAUUUGGAUUUUUUUGGUGAAGUCUGAUUUUUUUGUAUGCUCAUUCAUAUUACACAUUAAAUGCGACUUUAUCAGUUUUGAGUAUGAACUGAAUGUGACUCACAUGUGCAAAAAAGGUCCUGACUUAAAGGAGUGAUAUUUUGCUUUUUUAAAUGCAAUUAUUCAUUUUCAAACAUUUCCCUGUGGUCUACAUAAACUGUAAAUGC
Sphaeramia orbicularis (orbiculate cardinalfish) is the source of this 1801-nucleotide messenger RNA. Its product is annotated as tripartite motif-containing protein 65-like. Bases 43 to 1521 code for a protein of 492 amino acids. NCBI's taxonomy places the organism in Eukaryota, Metazoa, Chordata, Actinopteri, Kurtiformes, Apogonidae. Gene Ontology annotation, molecular function: zinc ion binding; protein binding. The record is from RefSeq and is a predicted model, not a curated record. The transcript has a single exon.